CUGCUAUGAACAUUUUAAGUGGGUUUGAUUGUUUGUGAUUUGACCUUGUGUUAACUUGUCCUGGAAAGUCAGAGUUAACUUUUUUUGCGUUAAGUUUAGUCAAUUCGACCCCACCCACCGGUUGGACGAUUCCUGAGGCGGCCUGCGAAAACAAUCGAGCGGAUUGGAUCCUGGAUUCCUGGCAAUGGAAGGAGAUAAGUAACACCAAGCUUCGGUCUGCUUCACGAACCAGCCAGUCGUCAUUGAUGGAUGUACGUACAUCUUGGCCGAAUGGGGUGGUCACCUGGAGACAGAGUCAGGCCGAUGAAGGGGAGCUAUGCAGCCCAUUGACCUCAUCGUGGCUUGUUUGUAUCUCCUGGGAGCAAGUUCGGAUUAUUUUUUAGGGGGGGUCAUCGCUUGGUCCUCCUGGGCUGAACGCAUCUAUUCGCUGGCUGUAUGCGCUAGUCCACUUUCCAACUGGGCCAACCCCACACAGCAAGACACAUAAAACAACACUCUCUCUUCCCCCUCCAAGUCGAACUAUCAAAAAAGUAUCCCAAUCAAAAAAAUAGUCAACACCCGAAAACACUUCCAAUCCAUCAUCGAUCAAACAUGGCCACCACCACUGCCCUCCCACCACCCCUCUCACCAGCAACAGUAACAACAAGCACUGGCGAUGACCGAAUCUCAGGGGAGGAGCGGAUGCAACAAGUCGUCCCCAGACUGUUCAUCGGCGACUUGACCGCCGCACAAUCCCUCCAAGUCUUGCAAGACUCCCAAAUCAGAAACGUCGUCUCGGUCAUCAAACACUCCUGUCCCCAGCAUCCGGGCUUCAACCAUCUCAACGUGCCCCUCGACGAUACCGAACGUACCAAUAUCUGCGAAUGGUUCGAUAGCGUCGCUAGUUGGAUUCAAGCUCGACUGGACGACCCAAACGGGUACGGCGUGUUAAUCCAUUGUGUUGCUGGAGUCAGUCGAAGCACGACACUUCUGGCUGCUUAUUUAAUGAAAGCCUACAGAUUAACCACCGACGAAGCCGUCGGGUUCAUUGCAUCUAAACGACCCCAAGUCCAACCGAACGAUUUCUUCUUCCACCAGCUCGAAAUGUACGAACGUUGUGAAUGCGAAUGGAACCCUGUCAAGCAUCAAGAACAGAGACGGUUUCUGAUGAGCUUCGUGGCCGACGAAAUGAAAGAUGGAGCUGGAGCCCCAAAAUUGAUAUUGGCCUAUUACCCAUCGCCGGCGCCGUCGCCUGCAGAGAACAGCAGUCUCACGAUGACAGCAAUGAAGACGAGUUCGGUGGAGACGAAGCUAAACACGCCGAGUUUGUUGACGGGGGCGAGCAUCAACAGCCAACCGCUGUCGCUAGCGCAGCCGCCGGCGCGGCGGCGGCUGACGAAGAAGACCGACUCGAGCUUGUCGAACGGCGGCGGGAAGACGAAGGAGGGUUUGUCGGAGAAGCCGGCGAGGGAGGUCGAGAAGCUGGGCCAGGGCCAAGUGGUGAUCCAUGGACGAAGGUUGCGUUGUAAGAUGUGUCGGCGCGAGCUGGCCGGACGGGACCAUAUCCUCUUCCAUUCUCCCGGCAAAGGCCAGCAGGCCUUUGCGCCCCAGAAACAAGAUAUGGCUCAGUUCCGGCUCGACCAGGUCUCCCCAGAUCGCAAGCCCAAGCCCUCCGAUCCCGCGGGAACCCGGCCUGUCGUCGGCCUCGCCAGUCUGCGCAUCGCCGUCCCGCCCAAACCGAUUCCGAAGUCAGAACCCGUGGUCGGAUCGACUGAAGCCGAGCAUUCAACCCCUGCCUCCUCCUCCCCACCUUCGACAACCACCAGCGACUCUUCGUCCCCUGUCGCCCCUCAUCUCAACCUCCAUUCUCCGCCGCUCUCGACUUCCGUCGACUGUUCCUCGUACUUCGUCGAGCCGCUCAGCUGGAUGGGCAAUGCCCUUCAGGCCGGUAAUCUGCACGGUAAACUCGUCUGUCCUAACUCCCAUUGUCUCGCUAAACUCGGCUCGUUCGAUUGGGCUGGCUCGCAAUGUAGCUGCGGCGCUUGGAUCACCCCCGGAUUUCAGAUCUUGAGAUCUAAAGUUGAUGAAAUUUAAUAAAAAAAUUACACCCACUUGCUUCGACUUUCAUCACGCCUUCCUUUCUUCCGUUUUCCUUACAUACACCCUUCUUCUUUGCAUUACUUCAACCGUUCUUAGAUCACUUCUUCUACUAUUCCCAAACCCAUUAUGACCCAUCAACAUGCUCUAUAUUGACCUGCAUCCAACUACCAUCGUCGUUGACCCCUCACACAAACACCUCAACAAUAUGUUUUUUUUUUGAGAUUCCUUUGUGAUAUCUUCACUUUUGUGUGCAUUUUGAAGCAAUCAUUUUUAUACGAUACGGCUCAACAAAGACAGCCUAUCUUUGCCAACA
Puccinia graminis f. sp. tritici CRL 75-36-700-3 is the source of this 2392-nucleotide messenger RNA. RefSeq lists its product as uncharacterized. Gene Ontology annotation, molecular function: protein tyrosine/serine/threonine phosphatase activity. The transcript has 8 exons. The coding region runs from base 592 to 2073 and encodes 493 amino acids. Gene Ontology annotation, cellular component: nucleus. Gene Ontology annotation, biological process: protein dephosphorylation. The record is from RefSeq and is a predicted model, not a curated record. NCBI's taxonomy places the organism in Eukaryota, Fungi, Basidiomycota, Pucciniomycetes, Pucciniales, Pucciniaceae.